Messenger RNA from Alternaria ventricosa, 873 nucleotides. RefSeq lists its product as uncharacterized. The record is from RefSeq and is a predicted model, not a curated record. Gene Ontology annotation, cellular component: membrane. The transcript is spliced from 2 exons. Gene Ontology annotation, molecular function: transmembrane transporter activity. Lineage: Eukaryota; Fungi; Ascomycota; Dothideomycetes; Pleosporales; Pleosporaceae. Bases 1 to 873 code for a protein of 290 amino acids. Gene Ontology annotation, biological process: transmembrane transport.
AUGGCAAUGCUUGGUGGCGCCUGCAUUGAGCUUGCGACAUCGCUUUGGGCAUUCCGAUCGUGUUCAGGCCAUUUGUAUCGCGAACAAUCACUCCGCGUGAAUGCAGAAGGUGAAAGCCGUCUUAAGCAGGCACUCAAGAGUCGCGUCACCUGGAUAGCCGCUAUCUUCCUCUUCGGGUAUGUCGGAGCCGGCGGAGCGCUUGGAGGUUGGAUCGUUACCUUCAUGCGUCGGGAACGAGCAGGUGGAGAUUUCGAGUCUGGCAUUGUUGCGACCGGAUUCUGGACUGGCAUCGCUGCCGGCCGCCUUGUCUUGAGCUUCAUCACACCAAAGCUUGGCGAGAAGCUCGCUGUUCUGGUACGGUCAAGAUCGGAUUGCAACCUGCACAAGCUAAUUUCACGACAGAUAUACAUUGUUGUCGCCACCAUGUGUCAACUUAUGUUCUGGCUCGUUCCUUCCUUCCACGUAUCGGCCGUUUUCGUCGCACUACAAGGCUUCUCCCUCGGUCCGCUCUUUCCCGCUGUCAUCGUCGCAGCGACCAAAGCUCUUCCGCCACAUCUUCAUGUCUCUGCGAUAGGCUUUGCUGCUGCGAUAGGUGUUGGCGGAGGUGCUGCGCUACCCUUUGCUAUCGGAUCGCUUGCUCAAGCGAAAGGCCUUGGUGUCCUACAGCCCAUCAUUCUGGCUGUUCUCGCAGCUCUCUUGGUUCUGUGGCUGUGCUUUCCGAAAAUGGAAAAGAGAAAGACGGAAAGAGAGGUGCCACCGCUAUCGCCGGAAGAGCGAAGGAAGCGGUGGCUCAACGUUGAUAUUGAUCUUGUCGAGACCGUCAGACGCAUCGUGAUGAGGGCUUCGGGUGGCCAGAUGGUCGCAACUGCCUAG